Molecule: messenger RNA, 1301 nt
Organism: Hordeum vulgare subsp. vulgare (domesticated barley)
Lineage: Eukaryota; Viridiplantae; Streptophyta; Magnoliopsida; Poales; Poaceae
Product: expansin-A2
Exons: 3
Coding region: 81-830 (249 amino acids)
Biological process (GO): plant-type cell wall organization
Cellular component (GO): extracellular region
Source: RefSeq, a predicted model, not a curated record
CUCUCUCUUCACAGCCAAGCAACCAUUCCAUCCGUGCCCGAGCAAAGCAACCGAGCUACAAAGGCACCAGCUGCUCUGCAAUGGCCUCCUCCAAUGCUCUGCUCCUGCUCUUCUCGGCCGCCUUCUGCUUCCUUGCACGGCGGGCCGCCGGCGACUACGGCUCGUGGCAGACCGCACACGCCACCUUCUACGGCGGCGGCGACGCGUCCGGCACAAUGGGCGGCGCGUGCGGCUACGGGAACCUGUACAGCACGGGUUACGGCACGAACACGGCGGCGCUGAGCACGGCGCUGUUCAACGACGGCGCGGCGUGCGGGUCGUGCUACGAGCUCAAGUGCCAGGGCAGCUCGUGCGUGCCGGGCAGCAUCACCAUCACCGCUACCAACCUCUGCCCGCCCAACUACGCGCUGCCCAACGACGACGGCGGCUGGUGCAACCCACCGCGCGCACACUUCGACAUGGCCGAGCCAGCCUACCUCCAGAUCGGUAUCUACCGCGCCGGCAUCGUGCCCGUUUCCUACCGGAGGGUGCCCUGUGUGAAGAAGGGAGGGAUAAGGUUCACCAUUAACGGCCACUCCUACUUCAACCUGGUGCUGGUGACCAACGUGGCCGGCGCCGGCGACGUGCAGUCCGUCUCCAUCAAGGGGUCCAGCUCCGGGUGGCAGGCCAUGUCCCGCAACUGGGGUCAGAACUGGCAGAGCAACGCGGACCUCGACGGCCAGAGCCUCUCCUUCCGGGUCACCCUCAGCGACGGCCGCACCGUCACCAGCAACAACGCCGCCCCGGCCGGCUGGUCCUUUGGCCAGACCUUCGAAGGAGGCCAGUUCUAGCGAGAUCACCCCUUGGAUGCAUGGAUUGCACUGGUUUGGAGCUUGAGCAAGGGAAGAAGGAAACCUCUUCGUUCUUAUAUUUGUACUAGAGCUAGUACAAAAUUGAGACAGUUAUUUUAGGACAGAAGGAGUACUACAAAAGAGGCCUUUGGCUAUUCCGAGGCUGCUGCUGAUCAGCACCCGCUUAGGCCUUCCCUUCUCUCAUACUAGUAGGACACUUGUACUAGAGAUAAAUAAGUUAUUAUUCUUGUGGAGUUGAGCAUUUUAAUCAUUGUUAGUGUAGCCUUGCAUUGUGGAAACACCACAAGGUGAUUUAUGUGAGAGUACUUUAGAAGUACAUGGAGUGGUGUGUCGAGAGUGUCUUGUAACUUCUGUUGUUGCGUUGUAAAACCUACGAAUCCCUUCAUAUGAUUGGGAAAUGUUUGUGGGGGCACACUUGUUAUUUUGAAGACCCUGGACAAUGCAUGUUUA